AUGCAAUACAAAAUUAAGACAUUUCGUAAAUAUAAUAUUGACAGAUCAGGUACACUGUAAAUUACAAUCAUUUUAGAUCUUUUUAAGAUCGCAUAUCUAACCCCUUAAGAGUUGAAACCAUCAACUUCAUGCGAAGUUAGACGCUAAUAAAAUAAUAAAAAAUUCACUACCGAAAUUGAAAAUGAGGAUAAUCCGCCAACUUAAAUCAUUGAUAUAUCCAAAUUACCAAAUGGAUAAUUCAAGGAUAGAAGAUACAUGCACACAGAUGAAACAUUCUUUGUUAAAAUGGGAGGUAAAAAUAGGGAUCUAAUUGCAGAAAGACUAAGAUCAAAAUAAUCAGAUAGAUAGAGUCCGUUCAAAUUUAAAGAAAAUCCAUUUUUCAAUCAAAAUUUCAUCAAACAAACCCUUAGAUUAUAAAAAAAUUGUUCUCCUAUUUCAUCUAAAACUAUUCGAACAUCACAAAAAAAACUCUCGUUUCUCUAAGUUAUUGAUAUAAAGCCUGUUACUAUUAAAGAAUAAUAAUUAAGAAGAGCAUCUUCAUUUACAUCUGCAAAAUAAAAGCUAUUUAAGAUUCUAACUGAAAAAUCAUGA
Molecule: messenger RNA, 591 nt
Organism: Paramecium tetraurelia
Lineage: Eukaryota; Ciliophora; Oligohymenophorea; Peniculida; Parameciidae
Exons: 3
Source: RefSeq, a predicted model, not a curated record